Molecule: messenger RNA, 3651 nt
Organism: Uncinocarpus reesii 1704
Lineage: Eukaryota; Fungi; Ascomycota; Eurotiomycetes; Onygenales; Onygenaceae
Exons: 1
Coding region: 1-3651 (1216 amino acids)
Cellular component (GO): cytoplasm
Molecular function (GO): ATPase inhibitor activity; protein-folding chaperone binding
Source: RefSeq, a predicted model, not a curated record
AUGUUAGGAAGGCUGUUGAACACUGCAGCUUCGGCUUUCAACGCUAAUCCUCAUGCCCCGCGUAACCUUGCUCAGCUUGAAUCAGUGACAGAGGAAGAACAUACCUCCGGCCUCUUGUUCCCGGAUGUCACCACCCUCCAGCGCUCUGGAACCCAUACAUAUCCGCUCCAGACCAGUUCGUUGCUCCCAAACGCAACCACGGCCAGCAGUUUUGAUGAUAAAGGUGGUCUGGAAUUUGAUGAGGCAAGGGACUUUCGGAUCAUUGUUGCCCAAAAUGCGAUGGGGGAUCGCGAUGAGCCCUGCAUACUGCUCGAUACUCAAAACCUUGCAGCGGCGGAUAAUACGUCUCGACCCUCCAUCGGCAUACAGCUAGCGGAACCGCCUCGCGGAAGACAUUCCCGAAAUUCAAGCUCUUCGCAAAAUGUGCGAAAGCAUGCGGCACAAGCUUCGCAGUCGUCCAUUCCCGAUUUGAACCCAAAUGCAUCGUUCGUCGACUCGAGAAAUCGUGAUUCCGGUAACAUGAGCGCAUUCCUUCGCGCUCGAAGCCGAAGAUCCACAUUCUCUACACUGACCGGCGAAGGCGAUCAUCAUCAUAAUCGCGUAUCUGGUGACAACAGCGACUCGGGUCUUUUGAACUGCAUUUUUGGAAGCAGCGCCUUUAGUUACCGUGGAUCGUCCACCAAAAUGCACAUAGUCCCGAAUGGUGGAGAGUCGCCCUAUGAGAUUGGAAACCAUCAUACCCAUGCGGUUCAAAGUCGACCGCAUCACCAGCGAUCCGAGACUUUUAGCUCCCACUCGAAACCGAGAAUCAUACCCCGCGAAACUAGCAUGGCUGACCAGUGUUCAUCACGCCCAACAAAAAUGACUGUUCUUGUCACCAGGAUGUUUAGCGUCAAUCUUCCCGAUAACCAAGUCUUAGCAACUGACAAUUGUGAGCCUCAAAUCUCGUCCUUCGCUAAGCUGUUUUACAAUAACGAUUCAGGCAGUAAUAAAAAAAGGAAGAUGAAGGAAAAGAAAACCCCAAUGUUUGCCGUCGCCAUCGCUGUACAGCUUCCGGUGACAAUUCGCAAUCAUGGGAGACAACUCUCGCAGCAAAAUCCUUGUGGUCAGGAUAGACUGAGACCUGCAGGCCUCAUGUCGACUUCUCUCGAUUCCGACAAACGAUGGAAUUUGGCAGUCGACGACGCAUCCACACAUUUAUCUACCACGUCGAAUUUAGAUGAGAGAAUCGAUGCACUAGUCGAUUAUUGGGAUAUUAUUACACGCACGCUUUCUCACCUAGAAAAAGUGGCUAGCAAAGAGAUACUUGCUCUUUUGAAGCAAGUCGACCUCCACACAGUUCAGCAGCCGAAGCCCGUAAAACAACCGCCAAAUAUGCAGAGGACUAAUCAGACAAUUAUUCACCUACCUCCCAACAGCCUUGCGUACAACAUGGAAGUUCGAGAGGAGACCUUGCGCGCGAUUCACCGAGUCUCUCUCGCGUUCAAAAUCCCUCAUGUUGUGACGGGACAAAGCCGCUGGGGGGUUUGGAGAGAUGAAGCCCGGUGGAUUGCCAAAUUUUUAAGUGAGAGAGAGCAUAACUUUUUCUUUCUAGUCCUGAUUACAGCAUUUCUCGGAAAUCAUACAGAUUGGCUUGGCUCUCUCGGCCCCGAGUGGCACAGGCGGCGGCAUAUCCUGCAACAAAAGGCACAGCAAGAUAACGAGCUCAACAUUCCUAAUAGAACUGUUAUCAUUUCCCCCUGUAAAAUGACGGCAAGACGAUUGAUUUUUGUUCUUUCUGCUUUUUUGCCAGCCCAGCAGCGCCCUGAUACCCUAUCGUCGCCAUUCCGCCCGGGCACUUCAACCUCUUUCCGUCAAACAUCCCAGAGUCCUCCAAAUCCUCAGAUUUUUCGACGAGAAUCACUCCGCCGAACCCUUAAUAGGCGUGCUAGAACUCGUAACUUUGUCGAAGAACAUGCGAAUUUCAAACGGUCCGCGAGUGUUUCAUCUAACGAAACUACCAAUGUCGUCGCGGAUGAGCUAGAGUUUAUGAGCGUCUCGACCCGUCAAAUGCGACGCGACUCCGAUGUUCGAUCUAUCAAAACUGCUAGCCUUCCAAUCCCUUCGAAUGGUAUGAGCACACGAAAAGGCAGCACAGCGAUUGCUGCCCCUGCAAUCCCUGGGACCGCCACACCUGUGCCACAUUUUGCCUCGCAACGGGGUCCUCGACCACGAGGUCCCGCCAGUGGGCAGCCGGAGAACAUUAGUGCAGCCUCCGCAAAUCUAAUGCAAACUCUCCGCCGAAGCGAAAGCUCCAACACUUCCUCGGGUGGUGAUUAUCUACCACCCAGCAGGUGGGGAAGCUUGCUUUCCAAUAUUUGGAGUUCGCGAGAAACUUCUUCAAAUAGUAAAACCUAUACUCAUGCACCCGUUCGUCAGCAAGGAGCAGAUUCUUCAUUGCCCACUUCUCCCAUCUCAACUCUCGCAAAAAUGGCAGCAGAAGUGGCGAGUGAUUCUCAGAGAAGCCCUCAAGCCACUGAUAACUUGGGUUUGCCAAGCUCUUCUGCUCCCAGUACUGAUGACGCGAAAAGCACUGUGGAAUCAUCCCUUAAACAACAAGGUCUAGACGGUCAUUCCCCUGCGUCUCCAGUGAAGCUUUGUGUGGAGGGGAAUGACGGCGUCGUAGAUGUUGAAGUUCCUUUGCCUGGCUUUUUAUCCUUUUCCUCCUCAAAUGAUUCCGCCAUCAUUUCUCCCCGAAAGGCUCGUACUUCGAUCACCAGUCUUGACGGCGGGCCCUCAUUUCAGAAUGACGGAUAUCAAUUCACAACCACCCAAAGGGACUAUGAACGGCUUAACCUCAAUGUUGCCGGUUGGCUUAAACGUUAUCACGAAGACUUCGUUCUCCAGGCAGUUAGACCUUAUCCAGCACUAGAAGCCGACGUUAAACGCUCUAUGUCCGCAGAACCAACUCCAAGUCACCUUCUCGCUGCAAUGACGUCCAUUCCCGAUGCCUCGGGCUACUCCGAGAAGUGGGUAGACGUUUGUUCGACUUUAAUUGCAGACACUACUUCAUCAACAGUCAAACGACUGAGAUUACGCCGGAAGAUAUCUACUACUAAGCCUAGCUUGGCAUUUCCUACUAUCUCGCCUUCGUCUGGACGCAAGACGUCAUUUUCUGCAGCCUCCUCUGUUUCUGACCCGACCGCAUCGAGCUAUGUCGAAUCUCGCUUCAUUGAAGAAGAGUUUAUCGAAGAACCAGUGAUGGAUCUUGAUGGAACGCUUGUUGAUGCUGUUGAGCGCGUGUUGGCGCGAUCUGGGCCGCCAUCCGCCAACCAUUCCAGAACCGCGUCUCCCAAUCGUGGCCGCAGAGGAAGGCCCGGACCUAGUCAACUCGGUGACAGACAGACUAUUGAUGCCAACGCAAAUGCACCCGAGACUCAAACGAUCGAAGUUCCACGGAAUGAGUGCCGCCGAAUGGUACUAGGCGCUUUGGAGGAGGUUGUGAAAAGCGUUACCGCCGAACGUCACCGAGAAGAUUCAACCUCAAAACUGGAUGGUUCAGAUGUCAAGAAGCCAUCCCGUACGACGAGAAAAGGGAUCGGCACUGUUGCAGAUAACACUUUGAGAGAAGGCAUCCGUAAAUGGCUAAUGGAUAUUGAAGAAACCUGCUGA